UCGGCCCCGCCUGCCCGCGCCGGGAACGCGCCUGCGCGCUGACGUCACGUCCUUUCCUCCUCCCGGCAGCCGUUCGAGAUGGCGGACACGCAGACGGAGCGGGCCUACCAGAAGCAGCCCACCAUCUUCCAGAACAAGAAGCGCGUGCUGCUGGGCGAGGGCGGCAAGGAGAAGCUACCCCGCUACUACCGCAACAUCGGCCUCGGCUUCAAGACCCCCAAGGAGGCCAUCGAGGGCACCUACAUCGACAAGAAAUGCCCCUUCACCGGGAACGUCUCCAUCCGCGGGCGCAUCCUGUCCGGUGUGGUCACCAAGAUGAAGAUGCAGCGCACCAUCGUCAUCCGCAGGGAUUACUUGCAUUACAUCCGCAAGUACAACCGGUUUGAGAAGCGGCACAAGAACAUGUCCGUGCACCUGUCCCCCUGCUUCAGAGAUGUCCAAAUUGGAGACAUUGUGACUGUGGGGGAGUGCCGUCCGCUCAGUAAGACUGUCCGAUUCAACGUUCUCAAAGUCACAAAGGCGGCUGGCACCAAGAAGCAGUUUCAGAAAUUUUAAAGGCAGCUAAUUGGGAAACCCAGGAUCAAUAAAUCUUUUCUUAAAACUUA
Molecule: messenger RNA, 605 nt
Organism: Alligator mississippiensis (American alligator)
Lineage: Eukaryota; Metazoa; Chordata; Crocodylia; Alligatoridae
Gene: RPS11
Product: ribosomal protein S11
Exons: 5
Coding region: 79-555 (158 amino acids)
Biological process (GO): translation
Cellular component (GO): ribosome; cytosolic small ribosomal subunit
Molecular function (GO): structural constituent of ribosome
Source: RefSeq, a predicted model, not a curated record